This is a messenger RNA of Anolis carolinensis (green anole), 3872 nucleotides long. It is a transcript of the gene sart3, whose product is annotated as spliceosome associated factor 3, U4/U6 recycling protein. The record is from RefSeq and is a predicted model, not a curated record. The transcript is spliced from 19 exons. Gene Ontology annotation, molecular function: RNA binding; protein binding. Bases 43 to 2814 code for a protein of 923 amino acids. Gene Ontology annotation, biological process: RNA processing. Lineage: Eukaryota; Metazoa; Chordata; Lepidosauria; Squamata; Anolidae.
CAGCCCCGGAUUCUUGGCGCGCGAGAGCGACGACGGACCAAGAUGGCGGACGGCGGCGGAGCUGAGGCGGCGGAAUGGGCCGCGGGAGGCUCGGAAGGAGACGAGGAGCUCGAGUCCGAAGACUCGUCCGGGGGCGACGGGGAAGAAGAGGAGGAGAAGGAGAACGAGGCCGAAAUCCAGCGCUUGGAGGAGCAGCUUUCGAUCAAUGCCUUUGACUACAAUUGCCACUUGGAUCUGAUCAAGCUGUUGCACCAGGAAGGGGAGCUGGUGCGUCUCCGCAGGGCCCGCCAAAAGAUGAACGAACUUUUCCCUCUCACCGAAGAGCUCUGGCUCGACUGGCUGAAGGACGAGAUCCGCGUGGCUUCCGAAAACUCCGAGCGGGAGAAGAUCUAUGAGCUCUUUGAGAGAGCAGUGAAGGACUACAUCUGUCCCGAAGUCUGGCUGGAGUUUGCCCAGUACUCCAUUGGCGGCAUCGGCCAGGAGGGAGGCAUCGAGAAGGUCCGCUCCGUCUUUGAGAGGGCACUCACGGCCGUCGGCCUCCACGUGACCAAAGGGAGUGCUAUCUGGGAGGCCUUCCGGGAGUUUGAGAAUGCCAUCUUGAGCACCUUGCAGCCUCCUGCCGGUGGGGUGUUGUCCUCUGAGAAGCAGCCGGCCCUCACCGCACAGCUUGAGAAGAUCCACACACUCUUCCGGCGCCAGUUGGGAAUCCCUUUAAUGGAUAUGGAAACCACCUUUACCGAGUACGAGGAGUGGUCUGAGGAACCCGUCCCAGAAGCAGUGGUCAAAAACUACCAGAAGGCCUUGCAGCAGAUGGAGAAGUACAAGCCCUACGAAGAGGCCCUGCUCACAGCGGAGGCACCCAAGCUGGCCGAAUACCAGGCUUAUAUCGACUUUGAAACCAAGGUUGGGGAUCCGGCUCGCAUCCAGCUCAUAUACGAACGGGCCCUGGCCGAGAAUUGUCUUGUGCCGGACCUGUGGGCUCGCUACACUCAGUAUCUGGACCGGCAGCUCAAAGUGAAAGACCUGGUGCUCUCAGCACACGAGCGAGCCGUACGGAACUGCCCGUGGACCGUCAAGCUGUGGAACCAGUACCUGCUGGCCCUGGAGAGGCACCACGUGGAGCAUGCGCGGGUCUCGGAAACCUUUGAGAAAGCACUCAACGCCGGCUUCAUCCAGGCCACGGACUACGUGGAAAUUUGGCAGGCCUACCUGGAUUACCUGCGGCGGCGGGUGGAUUUCACGAAAGAUUCAAGCAAAGAACUGGAAGAACUCCGCUCGGCCUUUGCCCAGGCGGUUGAGUAUCUCAAACAAGAAGUAGAAGAGCGCUUCAGCGAGAGCGGAGACCCUUCGUGCAGCAUCAUGCAGACCUGGGCCAGGAUCGAGGCCCGGCUGUGUCACAACAUGCAGAAGGCGCGGGAGCUCUGGGACAGCAUCAUGACCAAGGGCAAUGCCAAGUACGCCAACAUGUGGCUGGAGUACUACAACCUGGAACGGGCGCACGGGGACACCCUCCACUGCCGAAAGGCCUUGCACCGGGCCGUGCAGUGCACCAGCGACUACCCAGAGCACGUCUGCGAUGUGCUGCUCACGCUGGAGAGGAUUGAAGGCACUUUGGAAGACUGGGACGCGGCGGUGCAGAAGACGGAGAGCCGCCUCGCUCGCGUCAAUGAGCAGCGACUCAAGGCGGCCGAGAAGGAGGCUGCCGGCACGGAGCAGCGGAAGCAAACCCGGGCCGAGAAGCGGGCGGCCAAGAAGGCCAAGAAGCCCAAGGCGGGAGACAAGCGCAAGGCCAACACCCAAGGCGACUGGGACCAGCAGGAGGAAGCGAAACAGCCCACCAAGAGGCGCAAGGGUGGCGGCAGUGGUGGCGGCGACGUGGUGGCGGAGAAAGAAGUGCCGGAGGAGGAGGAGGAAGUGGAAGACAUGGAGACGGAGGCUGGGCUCUUUGGAAGGGGGGGCUCUGCCAAAGCCGAGGCCGAGGCCACGGAAGGGGGUCCGUCCCGGUGGAAAGACCUGCCCCGGGUCGUCCACAACAGCGAGAAGGACAACGUCACCGUCUUCGUCAGCAACCUCUCCUACAGCCUGGCCGAGCCGGGCCCCACGCUCCGGGCCCUCUUUUCCGCCUGCGGGGAGGUGGCCGAGGUCCGGCCCAUCUUCAGCAACAAGGGCAGCUUCCGGGGUUACGGCUACGUGGAGUUCAAGGAGGAGACGGCCGCCCGGGAGGCCCUCAAGAUGGACCGCCAGGACCUCAACGGGAGGCUCAUGUUUGUCUCGCCCUGUGUCGACAAGACCAAGCAGCCCGGGUUCAAGGUCUUCAAAUACAGCACUGCUUUGGAGAAACACAAGCUCUUCAUUGCCGGCCUGCCCUUUUCCUACACCAAGGAGGAGCUGGAGGAGCUGUGCAAGGCCCACGGGACUGUCAAGGAGGUCCGUUUGGUGACAAACCGAGCCGGCAGAUCCAAGGGCAUGGCGUAUGUGGAGUUUGAGAACGAAGCCCAGGCCUCGCAAGCCGUGCUGAAGAUGGACGGCCUGGCGGUCAACGACUACGUCAUCAAGGUGGCCAUCAGCAACCCGCCCGCCCGCAAGCAGCCCGAGGCAGCCGAGAGGGCCCCGCAGCCCCCACGGCAGAGCUAUGGCGCCCGGGGCAAAGGCAGGACCCAGCUGGCGAUGGUGCCGCGGGCGCUGCAGCGGCAGAGCAACCCGCCGGCGAAGGCGGAGAACGGCACGGCUCAGAACCCGCCCACCACGGCAGCCCCGGCGGAGGCCAAAAAGAUGUCCAACGCCGACUUUGCCCGCUUGCUGCUCAACAAGUGAGUUGAGGGUCACCCCCUUGGAACGAGUUUCCGCCUCGAGAUGUUGAAAGUGGUUGCGUUUGGGGACCGGGUGAAAACGGCUCGCGACGCUCCCUCAUAUUGAGGGAUAAUGGGUUUGGGGACCACGACAACGACCCCGACACACACGAUACGCAUGACCCCCCCCCUCGAUACGCAGAACGCCCUUUGGAUUUGUGGAUAUACCUUCCCGUCCAGCAGCAGAUACUAGCAACUUCACCGUAAUGGCCUCUUUUCGUACCGGGGUCCACGGGGUGGGUGGGGAAAUCGGUGUGUAGGAAUGUGCAAAUCCGUUCCGUUUUCAUUCUGAAUUUGGCGUGCCCGUCGUUCUGUUUUCAGGAAGGUUCCGGGAGAUUAGGAGGGAUUUGUAGAAAAUUAUUAUUAUUGGAAUAAUAUUCAUAACAUCUUCACAUUAAAGUACAAUUUAAAAUCCACAACGUAAUAAUUCCAUGCUGGGACUAGGAAAAAUAUUAUUUGAAUAAUAAUAAUAACAGAACAUUAAAGUACAAUUUAAAUUCUUUACUUAAAUGUGAUAAUAAUAGAUUAUUAAUAAUAUUAUUCCAAUAAUAAUAAUACUCGAAUAUUAUUAUUAUUAUUAUUAUUAUUAUUGGAAUAAUAUUAGUAAUAAUGUAAUAUUAAAGUACAGCGGUGGGCUCGUAAAAAUCUGAAAACAGACCGGAAUUCUGUGUCGUUUUGCACACCCCUAGUUUCUAUUGAACCUGUAUUGACAGUUUGGCUCCAGUUGAUUUUUAUAUAUAUAUAUAGAUAUAUAUAAUCUCUAUUUGUGUAUUUGUAAAUGAUACGACGGACUCUUUGUUUUCUAAGCUCGGUUGGACAUGAUGCUUCCGUGGACCAUUUGGCAUCGGUGUUUGCCAAAGACCCGUUGGGUUGGUUUUGUUUUUUUUUUUCUCUCUUUGUUUGCAAAGUUCGGGAUGAUGUCUUUUUUUUUUUGAGCUCUGUACAUAAUAGCAUGAAGUGUGAACGUAGUUUCCCCCCCUCCGCACUGUUUGGGUUCAUUAAAGUACAUUUCUCAAAAGGUUG